Messenger RNA from Anisakis simplex (herring worm), 5019 nucleotides. The record is from the annotation of a GenBank genome assembly. Lineage: Eukaryota; Metazoa; Nematoda; Chromadorea; Rhabditida; Anisakidae.
GUGAUUAUUGUAACGGUAGUUGUUGAUUUGAAGGGUAAAUGUAGUGAUAAUGAAACGAAUGAAAUGGAAAAGUUCUGUGAUUUACGCGAUGCACUCAAACUGGUCGGAUUCAGUGAUGACCAGCAAACGUUCAUAUUUUGCACACUGGCCGCCAUUUUGCAUAUUGGCAAUCUGUUUUUUAGACCGAGAAAGGUGAUUAUUAUUGUUAUUGUAAUUGUAAUUGUAUCUGAAAAUGAUGAGCAAACGACGGCUGGUGUGGAAAUUGGUAAUGACUCGGAAAUCAAGUGGUCUGCCUACUUGAUGGAGCUGGAUUUUGAACAGUGGAGUGCGAUAUUCACAAGUAGAAUGAUGAAAAGUGGUGAUGAGACAGUAAGCACUCCGUUGACAAUUGAUCAAGCCUUAGAUGUUCGCGAUGGAUUAGCGCAGCUAAUUUAUAAUGAGCUAUUCGAAUGGAUAAUGUCAAGAAUAUCGUAUGCAUACCAAUGUCCCAACUACACAACAUCAAUCGCUCUGCUUGAUUACUAUGGAUUCGAGCGUUACAACAACAACGCAUUCGAGCAGUUCUGUGUGAAUGUGGUGAAUGAGCGAUUCGAAAACUUUUAUGUGAAGAAAAUUUUCAAAGAAGUCUUAUACGAUUAUGAAAAGGAGCAAAUUGAUAUUGAUUAUCAGUUGCCUUUAUCAAUCGACAACGAGCGUGUUAUUGAAACGUUACUGAAACGACCGGAUGGUCUAUUGCCGUUGCUGGACGACGAGUGCAAGUUCCCGAAAGCAUCGGAUGAAGGUUAUCUGCAACGAUGUAAUUUGAAUCAUCUGGAUAAAGCCAUCUACGGUAAAGCGCGUAGCAAAGAACGUGUCGAGUUCGCCAUCAGACAUUACGCUGGACAAACCUAUUACACCGUUCAGCAGUUUAUUGACAAGAAUCGAAGACACAUCUCCGAAGCGGCCGUGAAAGUGCUAGCUGAAAGUCAAAAUACAUCAGUAGCUCAAAUCUUUCGGAAUCAUACGUGCAAUAGCAGCGGCAGCAGCGGUAGUAAGGUAAUAGGAAACGAUGAGAUCGUUUAUGUAGCACAGCAGUACAGUCAAUGUGCUAAGGUGAUUAUCGAUAAGAUGAAUAAAGGUGUAUGCCAGUUUGUACGAUGUAUACGUUCGAACAGCGAACGACUACCGGAAACGUUUUGUGAGCAAACCGUUGUGAGGCAAUUGCACGCAAUGGCCGUGCUGGACACGUUGAAAAUCUGCAAGAGUGGAUAUCCACGCAAGGAAGCAUUUGAUGUGUUCGCAGAGAGAUAUCGAUGCCUGUUGCCAUCGGACGUGGUCAGAUGUCAAACAACGAUCGAAAUCGUCAACGAUGUCUUGGAACAACAGGGCAAUAAGUUCCAAGAAUGCUUUCGCAUUGGUAAGACGGUGGUUUAUAUGAAGGAGAAAAUAAAUGCGCAUUUGGAAGCGUUGCGAAGCGUGACAACUGAAAGGGCCGCCAUAAUGAUACAAAAGAAUAUGCGUAUGAUGCUGGCAAGACGUCGUUUCUUACGGAAACGUCAUGCGGCCGUGGUUUUGCAGUCAGGAUUGAGAGGCUGGAAAGCGAGGCGUUUGGUGGAGGUGAUGCGUGCAGAGCAACGACGUGCAAUCGAUGCAGAAACACGACAGAUGCGACGUAUGAAUGUUUAUGCGGAAUCUGAAGAGUUGCAGUCGCUGCUUGGAGGAGGUACAGGAGCAGAUGCUAGUGCUAGUGCUACGAGCCGAGGGGUGUCAUUUGCGGCAAUGCUUCGCUCUGAUAGUAACCAAAACUGUGAGAUGCUCGGCUCAACAGUAAAUAGCAGUAGUAGUGAAUUAGGCUUGGAGCAGCGUAAUUUACCACAACAACAAGCGCCGCCGUUCGCACGAACACUCACCAAACAACACCUACUUCAACAGCAACAAAAAGCCUUCGAAACUGCAUUGGCCGGUGUGCAGUACAUUGAUUUACCGAACGAUUUGGAGAUGAAACUGAAACGAAUCGCUCUGCUAGAGAUGAACGCUGCGGCUCAUUCUAAUACUAAUGCUGCUGGUGCUGCUGCUGCUGGUGGUGGUGGUGGUGGUGGCACUGGUGGCAUGUUCGAUAUACGCAGACGUGUCAGCACUCAACCGUAUAUUCCGUUAACAAGCAAAAUUACCAUCCCUCAAGUACCGCUCAUCUCAUUAGAGCAGUUUGCUGAGCGUAGCUUCAAGGGUCAUCUAUUGGAGGCUCGUCGUGAGCCAAUAGCCACACCAUUCCUCGCCAAAGACACUGAGGAGGAAUUUGAGGAAGCGUUGGGUAUAUUCAAGUUGAUUUUGCGUUAUAUGAAUGAUACACAACUAUCGGAACAACAACUUGCGAUCAUUGCAAAAACUAUCAUACAAAAGGGUCAUUAUCAUUCACGUUCGCUGGCUGCUGCGCUGCUUUGGUGCUUACUGAAAGAAGGCGUUUAUUCGGGGAUCGAUGCACCCGAGCAGCGUGAUGAAAUCUACGUUCAGUUGUGUAAUCAAACCUAUCGAAAUCGUCUGAAAGCUAACGCUGAAAAAGCAUGGACCUUAAUGCUGUGUGCAUGCAAUAGCUUUCCACCAAGCAUUCAUAUAUUCCCGAUGCUAAUGCAUUAUUUCCAAACAGUGCCGCAAAAUCUUUCCUCUCAGCUUAUUGAUGCUCUUCUGGGUCGUAUCCGAAAUCGUGAAGCGCCACCGAAUCGCGUCUUCGCAUCAACUUUUCUUGAGCAAGUCAGUUUUCUUACAAGUUACUUGGCACGCAUAUCUAUCUGUAUAUCUUAUCUGUAUACUAGUAUUGUUGAUCAAGUUAUUAUUAAUAUUAUUACUGCAAUGUUGUAUUUUAGAGGGAUCGGCGAACCAGAGUAUUGGUCGUUGGGUGUAGAAAAUGAUAAAUGGCUAAUUGAAAACGCUUCGGAUAGUUACGUGUUUGAUAUGAUAGCGCAAUUAGAGGAACAUUACGGUGAUGAGAUGAUUACCGAAGAAGUAUUUUACAACGGCGAUGAGAACAACGAGAAUUACAAGCAGCAGAUUGAAUGCGACGAUUAUUUUGUGAUGUUUAAUAACCGUUUCAAUGCUGCUGCUGCUGCUCAUCAUAAUAUGAAUAUGAAUAACGAGAUUAUAUGUGAUAAUCUGCAACAGACAUCCUUAGGUAACCAGCAGCAGCAGCAGCAGCAACAGUAUAUUGACGAGCAUGAUGAUGACAUGCUUCGUUCAUCACCAACGAUAGGAAUGAGUGAGAGAUAUGAGCAGUUUACACCGAAUGGGAGCAGUCGACGUACAGUUAUAGAGACACCGUGCAAUAGGGAGUCUCCGUUGAAAAUGAAUGAUGAUCCAAUGAAGCCUCCGACCCCUCCGCCACACCACAUGUCACAGCAGCAGCAGCAAUCACGUAUUUAUGCAGAGCAACGCCCGAGUAGUGAAGUUGGUGUGGAAGAGAAUCGAGAACGCUACGGGCAAGGGCAAGGGCAAGGUGCGUUAAUAGGUGCUGCAGUAGCACACGAUACACUGGUUGCAGAAGGGCUUUCGUGCAGUUCGUUGAAUAGACGUUAUGCAAAUGGAGGAAUUGAUCGAAAAGUGAGAAUAGCAACAGCACGAGACGUCACCAUACCGGAGUCACAUCAAAAUGAGUGUUUCUAUGAGAGUGGUGAUACCCUGGAAAGAAAGGCUUAUCAGAAUGAAUUUGAUUCACGUGCAAUGCAAGCAACACCCGAAAACGAUGGUCAUACAAUGAAUCGAUACCGUCAACAGCAGAUGCAGUUCUCGAAGAUCUCUGCAGAUUCCAAGUGUAACAAUCAGCACCCGCAAUUCGCCUACAUACCUCAGCAAUUCACCAUGCCAGUGAUGUCAGCUCAAGUGCAGCUAAUGCCAGUGAUGCUACCGACUACAUCAUUUAUUCCAUCUUCUUCGCAACAAGGUAAGAACCAACAGCAGCAGCAGCCACCAGCGAUUCUAAAAUUGUCAUCUAACGAUGCUACUGAUAAUAUCAGUGAUAAUGAUAAUAUUAGUGAUAAUGUUAGUGAUAAUGAUAAUGAUAAUGAUACAGUAAGUNCAUUUAUUCCAUCUUCUUCGCAACAAGUAAGUCAACAACGGAACAUGCCUCUAGUGCUGAACAGUGCAGAAGAAUGUGCAGCAGCGCAGUAUCAGCGAGUAUCAGCGAACAACACCAACGAUGACUACGCACACAUGUCCGUAGCGUCGCGUAUACGUCGUAUGCAGAUUCCAUCGAAAAACUGCGAUGUGGAUCAGUUUUUAGACGCGGUUUUUGAGCAGGUUUUACCGCCACACGAACUAGAACGCACUGAUGAGCGAGCGCUGAAUAGAUCAGUGAUCGCGGCAAGUAUUAAAGGUGGUGUAGCGAAUUAUAGCGAACAUGAAAUUGAAAUGAAUAAAGGUGCGGGUAAUCGAGACUCCGCGCUGAAUUAUAACGGCGAUAAUAACGCAGCGAAUAGCAGCAACGCUAUCGGACAGCAGCAAUUUACGGGUGCGUAUAUGCAGAGUGGAUUUAUGAAUUGUGGAACGCAACCAGUAAUGAUGAUGAUGCCAGUGGAUAGUCGAAUGUUCAUGGCGGCGCAACACAGUAACUACGAAGCAGCAAUGCCGGAUUGUAGAUCACUGGCUCAGCUGAGCCAAGGAACGUCCUCUUCAGUGCAAUCAGUACCAAUGAUCAUUCCAUCGAUCAUUCCCAGUAAUGUGAUGAUGUGUCUAUCGCCCACACCAGCAGCACUGGGCAACAGCAUGCAACAACCGUAUAUGUCGUCAACGAGAAAUAAUAUGGCCGAAGAAAAGGAUCGCACACCCUCUCCAACUAGCGAACGUUCCUCACCAUUACCUGAGUCCGCACAAUCGCCAACAAAUUUGGACGGGAAUUCAAGAGUUGGUCAACUGAACCCGACAUCCAACAAAGCUAGAUAUGUUGGACCUGUCGAUCCACAGACAAACGAGGGUCUACUUGUUCCGAAUAAUGCCCAACGUCAGGUCACAUCGUCUAUCAAGCAAGUACGCAUUUACAGCAGUCUUAGCUAG